This is a messenger RNA of Eremomyces bilateralis CBS 781.70, 1182 nucleotides long. RefSeq lists its product as uncharacterized. The transcript is spliced from 6 exons. The annotation marks the transcript as partial. Lineage: Eukaryota; Fungi; Ascomycota; Dothideomycetes; Eremomycetales; Eremomycetaceae. The record is from RefSeq and is a predicted model, not a curated record.
UGUUUCGAGCAGACCGUCUUGUCAUCAAAAUGUUCUCCAACCGACUUUUCUUGCCUAUGUCAGGAUGAAGCGUUUAUGGAGGCCGCUGCGGGCUGCCAAGCCACAGGUUGCACAGUCAAAGAGAUGCUGACUGAUUUUAGAAACCUAGCAUCCACCAAUGCUACGAUGGCUGCCUGUGGUGUUCAGCCGCGAGACAUAUCUGUACAAGUCAUUGCCAUCCCAGCGUCUUUUGGAAGCCUGGCAAUGCUAAUGGUUAUCGUCCGCCUUGUUGACCGUAUCGGGAUUCGCAAGCUCUCACUGGACUGGGACGAUUAUCUUGUUUUGAUAGCCGUGUUAUUUAACAGUAUCCUAGUGGCCUACCAUGGUAUGGGCAAAGACCUCUGGUCAUUGGAAUUUGAUGGUAUAAACAAGACAUUCCUGUACCUCUUGAUUGCCGAGAUCUUCUACAUGGCCGCCGAGAUGUUCGUUCAGUUGUCCUUGCUGGCCUUCUACCUUCGAAUUUUCACGAUCCCAGUGUUCCGGAAAGCGGUCUACGUACUAAUGGGGGUGGUGGUCUGUUUCGGAAUGGCCAAUACGUUUUCCAUGUUGUUUCAAUGCACUCCGAUCGCAUUCUUUUGGGAAAGCUGGUCCGGGGAGACCACCGGAACGUGUAUCAACGUCAAUCUCUUUUCUUGGAUCCGCGCUGGCAUCGAGAUCGCGAUUGAUGUUGCCAUUAUAUCGCUGCCAAUUCCGACAUUGCUCAAGUUACAGAUGAGUUGGAAAAAGAAGAUCCAGGUCGUUAUGGUCUUCUGCGUUGGCUUCACGACUGUUUACCAUAUGCUAACCAUACUUUACAGGAUCACAAUUAUCAGCAUAUUGCGGCUGCAAUCGCUUGUCCAGUUCUCGGAGACCACCAAUCCUACUUAUGACAAUGCCCCAGCCAUCUAUUGGAGCAUCCUCGAAUGCGAUAUGUUCAUCAUCUGUGCCUGCAUGCCUGCGAUGCGCGGUUUCCUCAGAACCUUUGCGCCGAGCUGCUUCGGUAGCACCGAAUACGGUAGCCGCUCUGGAACCAAGGGAUACGCGAGCCAUGAUAAACUCAGCUCAAAUGGCCAGUAUCAACGCCAGCCAUCCGACGCACAGCACGAAUCGGACGUUGAGUUGGUGGGGUCGCUGUCAGAGAACUCUCGCAAGGCUUAUGUGUAA